AUGGAAAAGAAAGUCGCAAACAGGCCCAAGGGAGGUGUCAUUGCUGGAACCAAUCAGCGGACAAUCGACUCAAUGAUGACAUUUACAGCUCCCUUGAACCCUGCUCAGAAAAGGCGACGCACUCUUCGAUCUGAAGUUGAUCGCUGCAGGUCGCGAUUGGACAGUGCCAUCGCCAAAGCUGACGGUGACGUGGAUUUCGUCGAGCUUUUGAAGAGGAAGUCAAAUCGGAAUAACAAUCUUGGCGAGAUAUUCAAAGGCAUUGGAAAAAAGAAGAUUCUAGACAUGAUGGGAGCUGGUGUUUUCUCUGCUAGACAAAUGCUAGCAUUUAAUGAUUUUGAUUCAUUUCCAGAGGUAAAGCCACAGUGGAAGACGACGAUUGAAGAACACUACCACGGACUGCGAGAAGAAGUGGAAGUCGCCUCAGCACGACUUCAGAAUGCUCGUCACGUGUUGGACGAUCAUGACCUCAGCAUUGCACUUUUGGAGACCCCGGUUGAUAUCGACGACACUAGUGACAUCAACAUUGGUAAUGUGGUUCCCCAGGAUGAACCGGAAGAAAAGCUUCCAGCGUUCUCAGACAUCAUGGAUCCAAACGGCUGGAACGUCCAUUGUCCCUCCAAGUCCACCAUCGAUCGAGUCACAGCCACGUAUUUUGCCAGUCGGAAAGAGGUACAGGUGGCAAAGAUGCAAAGCCAUGGUGCAGAGGUGGUUAAAAUCGAUUGGACCUACAAGAUUGCUCCAAAGAUAAAGGUUUACACGGGACGUGGAGAAUGCUAUGCUCCCCACAAGACGUGCAUGACUGUAUUCAAUGAAAACGGCAUCUGCAUCUUUUUCAAGUUUUAUCCUGGCAGCGAGAUUGACCGUGCAAUCAAGAAACUACAGAAAAAGUACGGCGUUGGUGAUCGUCCGCCAAUGAAGGAGAUCAUGAAGGAAGCCAAGGCUAUCAUUCCUCCCAAAGCAGAAUUGCAGAAGCGCGUCCAAGCUGUUUUGAGUUACAUGCUCCACCAUGAUUGGUCACUUGACGCAGAAGCAGCCGAACUGAAUCUGUCUGAAGAAGGCAACAAUGACGGGGCUGCUCCAAUGGCAGUUGAAGAUACUGCCAAACGUCACCGUUUCUUUAUCCGAAACUCGGCUUUGGUUUCCACUACUAUCAAGAAUCAGAUGAGCCACGUGAAGCUUGGUUGUCUGUCGGAUCCACCAAAAGAAAUCCUCAACAUCCAUUUGGUCAAUCCCUACAGCAAUAAGGCCUUCACUGUCCGUUCUACAGGAAUUAACGAGGUGGACAAUCGUGCCUUGAAUCGCCUGUUCGACAUUCCCUCUGUUGGCAUUGCACGAGCUGACCGGAUGUUCUGGGAGCAUUAUGAGCGUGUUGGAUUCCUUGAAAAUGAUAUCCCUUCUGAGUUGGAGGGAGGUACAGAAAAUGGUACAGAGGCCCAAGAUGUGGCACAGAAUGAUGCAGCUGUCGAGGAAAUCUUGGCUGACCCAGAAAUGGAUCUUACGCCGCUUGCUUUGGAUGUGGAGGGUGUUGCUCGAGAGGUCAGGAUGCAUCUUCCUUCCAUUAACUUGAAUGAAACAACCAUGCAGACCUUCACGAGACUCACUGAAAAAGCUCCCUGGGUUCCAUUUUCCAACCCAACAGAUCGAACAUCAACUGCUGUUGAUGUUGCUGAGUUCGCGUUGUUUGAGGAGCUUCGAAGUAAGUUUGAUCGCCACGGUGGGCUGUACGGAGCCCGUGGAUAUCAUUCCUUUGCAAGACGCUGGGAUAUGGAGGUCGCCAAAGUGUUUAAUGCAAGGAUUGAAGCAAUUGGGAAUGGAUUAACGCCCCCUCCUCUCAUUUGCCGAAAGACUUAUCAGCACCUUCAGGAGCACUACGACCGCUGCAACAACGCUGUGGGAAUAGCCUUAUUAGCAAAUCCAAAUGAUCCCAACAGAGAGGAGAUGGAGAGAGCGCUGGCACAAACUCGCAGGACCCUGCCACCACAUCAAGAGGCUCGAAUGGCAACUGCACCUGGCUUUCGCAAUCAUGGAAUUGCAGAUGCCCCCUUUGGAAAUCCCACGGUCAUGAACACAACAAUUGCCGCUGGCGGUAUGAUGUACACGGAGACAACCAAUCCAGCUGCUCCCUACGUUGUUCGUCCUUCAGCACCCAUUAUGCCUCCUCUGUUGAACCCUCGCGGUUUCAACUUCAAGGAUCGACAGUUCUGUGUUAAGUGUGGUUUUUCGAAGAGCGAACACCUUGUUUUGAACACGGUUUUCGGCAACAGCUGCAGCAACAACUGUCUUCGAGAAGAAUGCUCGAAGUGUCUUCAGCGUCUGGAGUUUCACAGCAUUGGCGAGGUUGGCCCGUACUGUUCCAAAACAGCUUCGCCAAGCGGCAAGUUCAAGAGCUGGUGGAAGGAAGAUCCCAUUGCCGACAAAGAAAACGGAUCUAAUAUUAUUUAA
Messenger RNA from Seminavis robusta, 2442 nucleotides. Lineage: Eukaryota; Bacillariophyta; Bacillariophyceae; Naviculales; Naviculaceae. The record is from the annotation of a GenBank genome assembly.